This is a messenger RNA of Thamnophis elegans (Western terrestrial garter snake), 2796 nucleotides long. Its product is annotated as zinc finger protein 2-like. Gene Ontology annotation, biological process: regulation of transcription by RNA polymerase II. The record is from RefSeq and is a predicted model, not a curated record. The transcript has 2 exons. Gene Ontology annotation, molecular function: DNA-binding transcription factor activity, RNA polymerase II-specific; RNA polymerase II cis-regulatory region sequence-specific DNA binding. NCBI's taxonomy places the organism in Eukaryota, Metazoa, Chordata, Lepidosauria, Squamata, Natricidae. Bases 264 to 1850 code for a protein of 528 amino acids.
GGGCCUGCGCUUUCUCUUCGUCUCUCCGCCCAGCGUCUGGCCGGGAUGAGUUUCCUGUCUCGGGCGCUUGCUGCAUCCGGAUCAGCGGGAGUCAGUUCGCCCGGAGAGCCGCAGGAGCAGCUGAGCCUCCUUUUUCCCGAUCCACGACCGGCACCGCGCGGCGCUGGCGAUCAGUGGAGCCAUCUCGGUCCUCCAGCCUCCGCUUUGCUCUUCUCUCUGUCGGUCUGUGUCUCUCUUUGCUCCACCGAGCAGGUGAUGGAACAAUGAAGGACACCAAAGGGAAGACUUUGCAAGAGAAGGAGGAGGGCUCUGAACCUCAAGUUGAACUGCAUUUCACCAUAUUGGAAGAAUCCGAAGGGGGCAUUUCUCAGGGGAAACUCUGGCCAUGUGGGAUUGACGCAGAGCUACGACCUGAGAGCUCCUCUCAGCCUGAUCUAGAUGAUGAAUUACUUUAUUCUGAUCGAUCCCGGUCCUCGCCGGAAAUACAGAGGCUACAGAGGCACCCAGAACCUGACAGCAGGACCCAGGAGAGAAGAGUGGAAAUGUACCCUAAACCUGGUUCUGAACAACAAGUCGAGCUUCAUUUUACAAUCCUGGAGGAAUCCGAAGGGGGCAUUUCUGAAGGUAAACUCUGUGCAAGUGAGAUGGGACGGGAUGAGUCACGGGAAGUGAGCUACCCAGAACGGCAGUGGGAUAGGUCUGUUCAGUGGAGUGAGAAAGCCGGUCAGCCAUCCAGUGUGAAGGAAUCUCUCCCAGCUGAGGACAGACCAGAAGCCGAGGCUAAAAGGUCCGUCCUCCAGCCGGAGAGCUCUGAUCAGCAGGUAGAGCUCCAUUUUACCAUUUUCGAUGAUCCUGAGGAAAAAAGCCUUUCCCAGGGAACGGAGGACUGUCCGGCCUGGGAAAGCCCAUUUAAACCAGCGCUUUGUCAAGGUGACUAUCCAAAAGAAAUUUGGGAUGCGUCCAUGGACAAUCUUGGAGACGUCUUUGAAGCAUCUUUCCAGCAGCAGUUCUACUCCGAAGGAAGACUGUACCCCUGUACCGAAUGCGGCCGGGUUUUCAACCGGAAGUCAACCCUGACCCGACACUGGCGGACCCACACAGGGGAGAAGCCGUACUCGUGCCUCUAUUGCGGGCGGAGUUUCAGCUUGAAUCUGAAUCUUCUUACCCAUCAGAUGACCCACACGGGAGAGAAACCCUACAAAUGUCCAGACUGUGGGCAAAGCUUCACCCGUAGCACAAGUGUCACCCGGCACCAGAGGAGCCACAGAGAGGAAGGCCUUUUAAAAAAUGACUUGUGGGAGGACGGUUUCUCGUACCCGGUCCCGGCUCCCUUUACUUACCCGAUGCCUCUUAUGGUGGAGGAGAAGUCCUUCGUGUGCCCCAUUUGUGGGGAGCCAUUUACUCAUGGUGGGAGCCUGAAUAGGCACAUGCGAACACAUGGGGUGGAAAGGCCUUAUAAGUGCAUGGUCUGUGGGGAAGGUUUCUGUUCUAUGUCCAAGCUUUACCGGCAUGAGAGAAUCCACCUGGUGGACAAGCCCUACCACUGUGAAAUCUGUGGGAAGAGCUUUGCCGUCAAGUCCACGCUGACCCGGCACCAGAUGCUCCACCAGGCAGAGAGGCCCUACAUGUGCUCCCACUGUGAGAAGGGCUACGUUCAACGGAGUCACCUGGCCAGGCACCACCACAAAGCCCACCCUGGGGUCCCCUUUAACCCAGUUAAAGCGAACACUGUGCCUGCCACCAUUCUGGAUUCCGACAACUUAAUCACCUAUUUCUGGGGAGAUGAGGAAACAGACACUACCCCAGAGCCUGUCCCAACUCAACUGAUCUAUUCUGGAGCAGAUUGCUGAAGGAUUUAAUCCUAGUCUGGAAUUCCUGUUCUCCGGAGAGAACUUCGCUAAGAUCCCACUCUUGUCUUCUUAAAUCUCCAUGCAUUGGGGUACUUCUGAUCUUAGAGUUUGACGACGCGAAGUGGAUUUUUAUGGUAGGAAACAAAACAAAAAAAACUUGGUUUUCUUGUGGACAGUCUUUGUGCCAAGACCCUUUUCCUGCCUUGUUAUUCAUAUUCCAGGAACUGUCCUGUCACGCCCAUAUACCACCUCCACAUCUCCAGAAGAUAAAUCAUUGUGGUUCCUUGCAGUCUGCUACAGAUGGUGCCAGUAUCCAAGCCCUUGUAAGGAGGCAGAGCCAGCAAAGAGGGGGAGGUGGGCAAUCAGCACACUUCUGGAUGGACCCACUCACACAAAUUUCUCUAACUGCUGAAUAGAACUGAAGCUGUGUGCCAUAGUACUGGGCUCAAAGAACAUAUGUAUGAUGCAAAUCUUCACAGGGGGAAAGGGAAUAGUCCAGCCUGUAGCAAAAUAUCUAGUUGUAGGUGAUGUGUGGGAGCUUGGAAAUUCAUCUGAAAUCAUUUUUGUUUGUGGUAAGGAUGUCUGUGGAAAUUAUCAACCAUCCAGGUCAUGGUUAUCCCAAAGUUGCUUUUUGCAAAAGGCAACUGGACUUUGUUUUUCCUGGAAGACAUUUCACUUCUCAUCCAAGAAGCUUCUUUAGUUCUGACUCUGUAGUAAGGAUGGGGAUUUCCCCCCCUUACAGGAAGCCUCUGUCUUGUUUUAUCACUUCUUUUUUGGGGGGGUAAUGGAUGAACUUUUAAGAGAAAUGAGUAAAAUAUAGAAACAGAAGACAUACCUAAAGGCUAUUAUUUGAUGCACAAAUUAGAUGUCCUGUAAAAAAUGUCUAAGAUCUAGGCAGAAUAUAAAUAUUUUGAAGAAAUAAAUACAGGAAUAUGAUGAUACAGUU